This is a messenger RNA of Symbiodinium sp. CCMP2592, 1728 nucleotides long. The record is from the annotation of a GenBank genome assembly. NCBI's taxonomy places the organism in Eukaryota, Dinophyceae, Suessiales, Symbiodiniaceae.
AUGACUUGGACCUUCAGUUUGAAUCAUGCCACUGUGACGACGCUGAUGAUGUACGCAAGCUCAGUUCUGGGCCACUCCACAGGAAACCUCUCAAACUCCUUGCUCUUCGCCGUGAGCCUCGUGGCCUCCCUGGGCCUGGCCCCGGUGAUUGCUAGCACCUUCGGGCCGACGAGAGGUCUUCUAAUCGGCCUCGUCGGUUGCAGCGCCUACGUGCUCUUCUUCGUUCUGGCUGCUUUUCUAUGUACCUGGGAGACGGGGCAGCCAGGACAUCCAGGAGGCUGUGGCUGUGACAGUAGCACGCCGAGAGGUCUUGUUUUCGUCGGCGCGGCCUUCGGCGGGCUGGGGGCUGGCAUCCUUUGGCCCAGCCAAGGGGCCUUCUUCUCUGCCGCGGUGGCGUGCCUUGCCGAGCCACAGCCCCAGGAGCAACCAGGACAAGUCGGCGGAACCAUGGAGGAGUCCGAGGCCGCUAAGUGCCGCCUGACCAGCGAGCUGUCGUCGUCCUUUGCCUUCGCUCUGAUGGUGUCAGAGUGCAGCACCAAACUGCUCCUCGCAGUCUUGCUCACCUACGUGAGGGUGGAGGUCUGGUCGUCCUGGGUGUUCCUUUCCGCACUGGUCGUCGCCUUGCUGGCCAUGGCCGUCUUCGCCGCCUUCGCCGCGCGCAUGGACACGUGUUCUUCGACCGCUGCAAGGCCGAUCUGCGAGAGGACACUGACAGGGCUACGGCUUUGGAGUGAUCCCAAGCUCUGGCUGUUGUCCAUGACCAACUUCGCCUUCGGUUUCUCUGUCGCUUGGGUUAACGGCGUCGUGAAUACGCGCUGGCACGAGGCAACAGGGGAUCUGCAUUUGCUUGGCUACGCUGGUGCUCUCACAACCGGUGUUGCUGGAGUUAUAUCAAAACUUUCCGUUGGGCCGGUUGCCUGCGGCAAAGGCUAUGUCCUCGCCCUGGGAUCUCUCUGCUUCUUGACCAUUGGCUUGCUGAGUAAGACUCGCGAGCCAACCGACAGUUUUGGCUGGAGUGUUUGGCUCCUGCUAAUCCAUGUCCUGCAUGGCGUGGGUCGAGGAGUCUAUGAAGGGACCAACAAGGGAAUCUUCGGCGACUUCUUCGGUGAUGACAGGAGCGUCGGUGCCUUCUCCAAUGUGCUUGUCCAGGUCUCCGCGUCCUCGAUUGUUGGGUAUUCGUUGGCAUCAACUAGCUGGAAGGACGCUGUGUACGGCCUUCUGAUGAUCUCUGCAUCUUUGAUGCUGCCAUUAUAUGUGUUGGCCGGUCGGUUGAGAUGCCCGAGGACCGUCUCCUACAAAGACUCGGAGAAGGAAGAUGCCUGGCUCCUGGUUCUCUUCGUCUGGGAGUUCGAGGGUCCAGCCGACGAGCCGAUCCGAGCGUCCGAGCAUCCGAGCUUCCGCGCCUGCCACGCCUCCGGCUGGGACACUUGCGGAGGUGCUGGAUGUGGGCUGUUUGCCCUCACGGCUGUUCGCAGCAGCUACAAAUUCGCACCACCGCCCAGCCCGAAUUUGGUUGCGUUGCGGAAGAUUCUCACCGAACGACUUGUGCCGGUACAUUUCUACUUGAGGAACAAUCUGACCUUCUGCAACUAUGUCUGGGACAUGCACUUUAUUGGAAUAUGUUGCUCUCCAAAAUUUGAGGGCAAAAGUCACAAGGAGAUCAACAAGAUGGUGGAAGAUAUUUGCGCCGAGGCCCAUUCAUGCCAGUUGCUGGUCAAUGUGGCUUGA